Molecule: messenger RNA, 2046 nt
Organism: Cynoglossus semilaevis (tongue sole)
Lineage: Eukaryota; Metazoa; Chordata; Actinopteri; Pleuronectiformes; Cynoglossidae
Product: pre-B-cell leukemia transcription factor 3-like
Biological process (GO): regulation of DNA-templated transcription
Cellular component (GO): nucleus
Molecular function (GO): DNA-binding transcription factor activity; DNA binding
Source: RefSeq, a predicted model, not a curated record
UUUUUUUUUUUUUUGCGCAUCGCCUUCACACGGCGUUAAUUAAUUUCUGCUCACUCUUGUUUAUUUUUAAAAAAGAAGAAAAGCUUCCAACUUUUUCCGGUACCUUUCACAUUUUUACACCUCACAGCUGAACAUUGUGUGUGUUUUCCUCCCGCCAACUGCGGCACAUUCAGAGUUGGCAACAGCUGCGAGACAAACAUUUUUCUGCCUCUUCUUUUGAUUUGUUUCCACGCUGGAUAUUUUUGUUUCCUCGAGCUUCUCCGCGAGGAUUUGGACAUUUUUGGAGAGACCUGCGCCGGGAUCCCGUGAAGAGCGCUGAUAAAUGAGAGAUCAGCGACGGAGAGUUCGAGUCCGCGGCAGCCGUCAAACCCGGGGAGAAGACAGAUCGGAGUCAGGAUCCGUGCGGGGAACCAUGGACCGUCGAUUUUGACACAGAACUUUUAGGAAGAAGGAAAAAAAAUAAAAAAAUAAAAUAGAAAAUUUUUUUUUUUUUUUUUGAAAAAUUGAAGAUUAAAAACAUUUUUUUAUUUUUGGGCAUUUUUCUACAAACACACUCUCUCUCUUUCUCUCUCGCGCGCGCGUUGUCACUUUGGACCGUGCGUCAAAAGCCGAGCGGCCAAGGAGAAGUUGGAUGAAGAUUCACGGCAUGAAAACAGCGGACAAACAAUAAAAGAAUCCGGGAGAAUUCCAGAGAAAAGGACAACAAAUCCACGCGUGUUCUCCGUGGACCCGCGGCUUCUCUCCCUCCAGUCUGCGGCACAUGUUCUAGCCCGGUUCGUAUAUGAGUUUUUCAAUUUGUGUGGCUCAGUGCACAGACUCUUUGGCGGCGACUAUGGACGAUCAAGCCCGGAUCAUGCAGUCCAUCGGCGGGGUCAGUCUGGCCGGCCACUCCGUACAGGGGGGCAUGGCUCUGCCGCCCCCCCACGGACACGACGGGACAGACGGGGACGGAAGGAAGCAGGACAUCGGGGACAUUCUCCAUCAAAUCAUGACCAUAACUGAUCAGAGUCUGGACGAGGCGCAAGCAAAGAAGCACGGACUGAACUGUCACAGAAUGAAGCCGGCUCUCUUCAGCGUUCUCUGUGAAAUCAAGGAGAAAACAGGUCUCAGCAUCCGUGGGGCCCAGGAGGAGGACCCCCCAGACCCACAGCUAAUGCGACUGGACAACAUGCUCCUGAGGGAGAAGUACGAGCAGGCGUGUAAUGAAUUCACCACUCACGUGAUGAACCUGCUGAGGGAACAGUCCCGUACGCGGCCCAUCUCCCCCAAAGAGAUCGAGCGCAUGGUGGGGAUCAUCCACCGUAAGUUCAGCUCCAUCCAGAUGCAGCUGAAGCAGAGCACCUGUGAGGCCGUCAUGAUCCUGCGCUCCAGGUUCCUCGACGCCAGGAGGAAACGUAGAAACUUCAGCAAACAGGCAACAGAAAUCCUCAACGAGUAUUUCUACUCGCACCUCAGCAACCCGUACCCCAGCGAGGAGGCUAAAGAGGAGCUGGCUAAGAAGUGCAGCAUCACAGUGUCCCAGGGGGUGGGAAGCACCAUCACAGUAUCACAGGUAUGUCAUCCUUCUCCUGAUGUUUUCAUUCUGUUUGAAUGUACACUCUGUGUGACAGAGCCUCAUGUUGACCCUCCUCUGGCCCACACUGCCACACAGUCAUGUGAAGAAGCCCCCCCCCACACAGACUCUGACUGUUGGACUAGAUUGACCUGGUGCAGAUGUGGUCAGCUGAUCAAAGUGGUCCCUUUGUCCCCCCCCCCAGGAUUCCAGAUGAAAGACGAGGAUUUUCAGCUGGACUCAGCCGAGAGCAAAAACACUCUUUUAAGCAACAUGUUUACUGGUUCUCCAGGUUCUUUUAACUCUGGGGACAUGUUUCUCAGCAUGCAGAGUCUCACUGGGGAUUCUUACCAGGGGGCACAAGUCGGAGCCAAUGUACAGUCACAGGUAGGACCACCAGACCGGGACCAGGACCGGGACCAGGACCGGGUCCUGACCACCGUCAGUUAGAGUCUGUCACCGUCAGGUCGACUGUAACAACACCGGGACCGUGG